GGGAAGAGAACAGUGUACGUGCCGUGGAGCAGUUCGUCGCCGUAGAAGGGUUCCGUUCAGUGGAGGGAAUUUGCGUUGAAAAACAAUGACGGAACGGUGGCACUUGAACAGCGGUGCGAGAAGUGGCAUGGGAGGUAGUAGCGCGGAUGAUAGUGCACCCAGCAACGGCAUUGGCAACGGGUCCGGUUUGGUCGGCAGUUUAGGGGGAAGAGGCAGUCCCGUCGGUGCCGCAACAGGAGCGAUUGGCGGAGCACACUCGUUCGGCGCAGCUAACGGAGAGUCGGGCAUUCUGCGUAAAACGGGACACUUCCAUCAGCAUGGUGCUCAAGAGAAAUUUGGCGAUCUGCUUGUGUUUGGCUACUCGUGCAAGAUCUUCCGUGACAACGAAAGGGCACGGUACAUCGAUCAGGGCCGACAUCUGAUCCCAUGGAUGGGCGACAAUCAGUUGAAGAUAGACAGAUAUGAUGCCCGCGGUGCGUUACACGAUCUCACUCCGUAUGAACCACCGUCCGGAGGCUACCAGGAUCGAUUGGAAGGUCUUUCGCCGGCGGAGCAGAAAGCGGAACGCCUGUGUGAAAACGAACGCUACUACAGUCUCUACAAAAAUGAAGUCGAGGAGGAGAUGUAUCAGGAAGAAACUUUGAAACGGGAGACGAGACUCGGUAACCAGAUAGCCUUCAACUACGAUGCACCACCGGCGGAAGCUGCUACCGUGGCGACGGUCGCGGAACGUUCGGCCAGCGACGAUCAGGAAGACGAUCCAUACGUACUGCCAGCCAACUUCGAAGUACCAUCCGACAUUCCUCUUCCGGAAUCGAUGAAAGAGCACGCGAUUAUCGAGAAAACGGCCAAGUUCAUCGCAUCGCAGGACGUCCAAAUGGAGAUUCUGCUCAAAACAAAACAGUCCAACAAUCCUCAGUUUAAUUUUCUCAACCAAAGUAGCCAUCUGUUUCGCUACUAUCGGCAUGUUUUGUUGGCAUUCCGAACCAAUCAAUAUCCGUGCAUUGUCGAGCAGCAGGAUGAGACGGAAAGACAGAAUGCAGAAGUAGCACCGGAGGGCGGUGACCUCGACCGAGAUGGUGACGUGACUGGUGUUAGACCUGUGAUCGUUGUCCCGACAAUUAAGUACAAACCUUCGGUCGACUGUGCGUACACACAGCUGAUCAGUAAAAUCACGGGCGCACCGAUACCGACAGUGUCGGAUAGCCCUGAAACGAUCGAAGGACCCGCACCCGAGGCUACUCAGUCGGCCACAUUGCUUUCGAAUGAGAGUGAGAGGUGUGUAGUUAGCUCGGAGCCGGCCACAUGUGUGGAGGUGAAAUCAGUGUCUACCGGGCUGGCCGGCUUGGUGCAGUACGAUUCCGGAAGCAGCGAUGAAGAAACUUGCGAUGCGUCAAAGCGAAAGUCCUUCGAAACUGGGGAAAAAAAUGAAACCGAGCCAUUGCUUCCUUUCACUGCAGCAGUUCCCGCGUUAGCCGUUCAGCACGUAAUCGAUCGGACGGCCAUAUAUGUAGCGAAAAAUGGUUACAGCUUCGAGGAAGCACUACGGGCAAAGAACGAUCCUCGUUUCGUGUUUCUUAACCAAGCGCAUGAGUUUUACCCGUACUAUGCGUACUGCGUGCGGCAACGGAUGAACGCGAAUGAUGGUGAAUCUGCGUCGACGCUGCCGACCAGUUCACCGCCUAAAGCGACGGUUGUCAGGAUGGAAACCGAAAAUGGAACCGUAGUGGAAACGACGCCAAGUUUGGGGAUCAAAACAGUCCAUACGGCAGCUCCCAAGACGGUUGCUGCUCCGGUGAGUAAGAUUCAACAUCAAAAGCUGGGAGCUCCGGUUAGCUUUUCGCUUCCUCGCAAAGCAAAAGAUGACGCCGGAAGCAAGGUGCUGGCGAGUGAUGACGACGAAGAGGAAGCUGUGAAAGAAACCGAAUCACAGGAACACGUUAGCGACGGCCUAAACAUUGCUCAAGCAGAAGAUGAGCUUACGAAUAAUCCACUGUGCGAGGGAGCCUCACCAACAUCUACCACAAUUGUUAACUCAAACAAUGAAGUUGUCGAUGACACCCAAGGGGACGCAUGCACACAGGACGUGCAUGAAACGAAGGCUUCCAUCCAAACCGAUCCCAUCGGGGCAGUAGAAAAUCAUGCCACGGAACAGGAACCGAUGGUCUCUAAGGAAAAACAAGCGGAACGCAAGAAACGCGCUAGCAUGUUUGUGAAUCUUAUCAAGCACGCGGAUCAGAAGACGCCGGUCUCUGCCACCGUAGUAGAGGCAGAGCACACCCCAGAUACGAAAUCACCUACGCCCGAUGGUGACGGUAUCAAUGACGUGGAUGAAGGAUCGAUUCAUUCGGUACACUCAACGAGCGAAUCGCCGAAGGACCAGAGAUUCAACACCAUCAUGACGGUGAUCGACGAUGACGAUGAUGAUGUGGUGUUAGUAAGCGAAACGCGACUCGCUCCCCGACGAUCUCGUUCACGGUUGAUGCGCUCGUGUUCGCGAGGAAGCCACGGGGCCAAAGUGGAAGGAUCGUGCAAUCACGAUAGUAACGGAAGCCGGCGAUCGAAGAAGAAAAAGUCCAAAAGCCGGCAUCGAUCGCGGGACGGGGGAAAUCGGGGGAAAUCGAAAAAGAAAUCAAAGAAAAAGUCACUCUCUCGUUCACGAUCUCGUGAACGAUCACGCAGCAAGCGUGGUCGAAGUCGAAGCCGACGAAGUCCGAGUAAGUCUCCCAGCAACAAACGACAAAGUCGCAGUCGUAGCCGGAAGCGGUCACGCAGCCGGAACAGCAGUCGUAAUACUUGCGUGAAACGAUCGCGUAUGCAGAGAGGCAAUUCGAGUCCAUCUGCGUCUAGCGCACACUCCCAAUCGCGAUCCCGUUCGAAAGGUAAACGAUCGGAAAAUCGACGCACAAAGGACGAGCGAUCGAGUCGCGUAAAAAAACACAGACAAACGAAAGACCGAUCGAACAGUCGGGUUUCGCACGGAAGGAGUGAUAGCGAUUCGGAUGGCCGAUACCGCAGGCGACAACAUGAGAAAAAGGAGCGAGACAAAAAGGGCCAUGAUGAUCGGUAUCCUCCUCCGUCCAGAACGAGAUACUGGGAUUGCUGAACGGUCACGCCACAUCGCCACGAAUCAUAUCGACGAGCAAGGAUCAGCGAUUCCGAUGGUGGAUAACGGACCGAGAGUACAAUCGAUGCACAUCGGUGCUCUGCCUGCAACAUUGGAAUUGAUGAGAAAAUUGAACUGUUUAAUAAAAUGUAUUUUAAUGAAC
Molecule: messenger RNA, 3269 nt
Organism: Anopheles cruzii
Lineage: Eukaryota; Metazoa; Arthropoda; Insecta; Diptera; Culicidae
Gene: su(w[a])
Product: protein suppressor of white apricot
Exons: 3
Coding region: 86-3106 (1006 amino acids)
Biological process (GO): RNA processing; mRNA 5'-splice site recognition
Molecular function (GO): RNA binding
Source: RefSeq, a predicted model, not a curated record